GUGCCAGCGCAGCGUGUACCAUACGUACACAUAGCAGGCACGGCAGAGCUUCUCUUUCAAAAUGGCGAGUACAGGGCCAACUGUUCUAAGUUAUAACAACUGCCUUCUUCGACGUAGUGAUUUAGCCUUACUUGAAGGUCCAAGAUGGUUGAAUGACCAAGUGAUUGCCUUCGCAUUCGAAUACUUUGAAUAUGACCUCUUCAAGGACUUCUCAGAUGAUGUAUCGUUCAUCGGGCCUGAUAUAGCUCAGUUCAUCAAGUUAUCUCAAGAUGCAGAGGUUGGGAUGUUCUUGGAAUCUCUAAAUCUUGCCUUCAAGCAACUUGUAUUUUUAGCCAUCAAUGACAAUGACUCUGACACGUCUGUUGGUGGAUCCCAUUGGAGCUUGCUGGUGUGUUCCAGAAGAGAUAGUACUUUCAGACACUACGACUCAUCUGGUUCUUUCAACGAGCAUGCAGCAAGGCAGAUAGCGAUGAAGAUGCAACCUCAUGUUGGUCUGGAGAAAGCCCACGUCAUGUUUGCCCAAGAGCAGUGUACUCAGCAGGAAAAUUGUUACGACUGUGGUUUGUUUGUGAUCUGCAAUGCUGAGCAUGUCUGCAAGCAUCACUUCCAAGGGACUCCUCUAACCGGAGCCGUCACCCAGGCCAGUGUGACCAGGAAGAGGGGUGAGCUGAAGGAGCUGAUUCUCCAGCUGGCCGCUCAAGACGAUGUCAAAUGAACACAAAAUUCUGAUAGACGAUGAAGGAGAACCAUUGUGCUGACGUCGUGCAAGAAUCCCAGAAGUUUACCUUUUUGAUGGGAGAAGUGUUCCACGGUGCUUCAUCAAACAUUGAGGUGUUUGAGGUAUGUGAUGCAUUACAUCAUCUUUGCAGAGAAACUGCAGCUUCCAGGGAUUAAACAACAUUUACUCUUGUCACUCAUUGUAAUUAUACUAUCUCAACUCACAAGUUUGAUAGUUGUCCUAGAAUCUAUUCCAAAAUGAGGAAUUUUACCUUAGUCUUCCAGUGCUGUUGGCAGUUAAAGAUAAAGUUGAGUUCUGGUUAUGCGAUUGCUUUGUGAAAGAAGCGAUGUGGAAUCGAUCAGAAAAGGUUGAUCAUAUAG
Molecule: messenger RNA, 1098 nt
Organism: Strongylocentrotus purpuratus (purple sea urchin)
Lineage: Eukaryota; Metazoa; Echinodermata; Echinoidea; Camarodonta; Strongylocentrotidae
Product: sentrin-specific protease 8-like
Exons: 6
Coding region: 62-715 (217 amino acids)
Biological process (GO): proteolysis
Molecular function (GO): deNEDDylase activity; cysteine-type peptidase activity
Source: RefSeq, a predicted model, not a curated record